CCCGUAAACAUGGCCGCCUACAGUGCAGCACGGUGCUUAUUGAGAUGUUACUCUCGGGCCAGCGAUGUCCACCGUAACUCAAAGAUGCUGGCCAUAUCCACAAAAAGGAUGCUAUGCAGUGCAUCCGUUGAUAACGGUAAUCGGGAUGUCAGGAAGCCGCAGUUCCAUGAUGAAGAUGUGCAGGACAUUCUUACCAGAAUCACGGGCAUGGAUUUACAGAAGAUAUUCCGACCCAUGAAACAAGAAUUGAAACCACCUGCAUACAAGCUUAUGACAGAUGAACAACUUCAGGAGGCUACACAGAAGGCUAUAGAGGAGGCCAGACAGCGGCUGAAGAUGCCCCCAAUCCUGCCAGAAAGACAGCCCAUUAAUGACAUCCUAGCACACGACAAGAUCCUUGACGGCAUGGAUACAGCAAAAUAUGUCUUCACAGACAUCACCUUUGACAUACCGCACAGAGAACGCUUUAUUGUGAUUCGAGAGCCAAACGGGAUUCUACGCAAAGCAUCAUGGGAGGAGAGGGACAGGGUCCUGCAGAUCUAUUUCCCUAAAGAGGGCAAGAAGCUCACUCCACCACCAAUCUUUAAGGAGGAGAACCUUAAGAUUGCUUUUCAGCAGGAUCGACAUGAAGACAUCUUGGAUAUGUGUCUAGUUCAGUUUGAACCCGACUCCUCAGAUUAUCGGAGGGUGCACCUGGUGACCUACGAAGACAUGGAGAAGCACGGCAAGUACGACCUUCUGCGCUCCACGCGUCACUUUGGAGGAAUGGUGUGGCAUCUGAUCAACGCCAGGAGGAUUGAUGGCCUGCUGGUUGACAUGCUACAGAGAGACCUGGUGCAAGACGCAGUAAGCCUGGUAAGCCUGUUCCACAUGGUCCAUCCACAGAGCGAGUCGGCCAAGGAGGCACGCGAGCAGCAAGCCGCAGGCAUCGACCUGAUCAAGAUUUAUGCCCAGAGGGAGUCCCAUAGGGCGGGGUAUAUCGAGCUGGCUCUGCAGGCCUAUCAGCAGACCCUCUUGGAGAGCUCCAUUUGAUGACCCUGCACAUCUGCACCAAAGCAGCAUACUUUUAUCCAAGGCAAAGGCUCUGGGAAGAUGGUUAAGGCUCCCAGAGUGCACUCGGAUUCAUGGCUGUAGGGGGGGAACUAGGGACAGACUGCAAGCUGAACCAACAAAGGAUAUGACAACAUUUCAAGAUAAUAACCAGGAUAUUAAUCUUGGAUCUCCUAAAAUAGCCUGUUGACUGUUGUGGAAAACCUAUAAUGCAAGCUGUAACAUCAGCCUACCCUACAAACCUUUAUUUACCUUAGCCAGCUUCAUGGAAUCAUUGCUGGGCACCCUACUCUGUUCACUAUACAGUCGUCUUGCUUCUUGUACAUAAAUAAAC
This is a messenger RNA of Megalops cyprinoides (Indo-Pacific tarpon), 1384 nucleotides long. RefSeq names its product mitochondrial ribosomal protein S22 (gene mrps22). NCBI's taxonomy places the organism in Eukaryota, Metazoa, Chordata, Actinopteri, Elopiformes, Megalopidae. Gene Ontology annotation, cellular component: mitochondrial small ribosomal subunit. Bases 10 to 1032 code for a protein of 340 amino acids. Gene Ontology annotation, molecular function: structural constituent of ribosome. The transcript has 8 exons. The record is from RefSeq and is a predicted model, not a curated record.